This is a messenger RNA of Periconia digitata, 1383 nucleotides long. The record is from the annotation of a GenBank genome assembly. Lineage: Eukaryota; Fungi; Ascomycota; Dothideomycetes; Pleosporales; Periconiaceae.
UAUGCAAAGUGGAAGAUCAAAACAUUUCAACGCAGAAGCCCAUUAACCCCCCCGCCUUUCAUGAACGCGAUCGCAAACCUGUUCUCGUAUCAAUGUAUACGAAAUCGCCACGUGACUUGGGACUUGGAACGUCCGCUUAAAUGCUAUAUCCUUGCCAUUGACCUCUGUUGCCUGAUUUUACCAACAGCUGCCAAAAAGCAACACAGGGCCAGCUCAGAAAUAUCCAUGGACCCGCUCUCUAUCGCCGCAAGUUGCCUUACUCUAAUUGCAGCUGUAGGGAACAGUACUCGCUACAUAACCAACUUUGUAGUCAGCUGCCGGGAUGCCCGUCAGGAUCUCGCCGCCAUAUCCCGCGAGCUUUCGGAUCUGGACAUGACGCUUCACAUCUUGAAAGAUGAUACACAAGCAAAUGGGCCGAACCAGCUUCCAGAGGACCUGCGGCAACGCAUUUGUGAUAUCAUGGGGAACUGCAAGAGCGUGCUUGUUGAAUUGGAGACGUUGCUUGGAAAGUACGACGGCGCGGGGCUCGAGCGCGCGGCUCGGUGGGCGCUGUCAGGCCGGAAAGAUGCAGAGAAGAUACGUUCGUCUCUUGGGGCGCACAAGGGAGCACUGGGUCUUGUAGUGGAAGCGACAACACUACAUAUGACAACGGCAACCGCGGCCGAGACAAAGAAGGUUUCCAAGGACACAUCCUUGAUCAAAGAGUAUACGAUGAAAAUUGUAGAGCAACUUGCCAAACAGGAUCAGAUUCUGGAGGACAUCGCAUGGAUUAGGGCGGUGGUGUCUCAGAGGGCCACCAGUGACCAAGAGAGGACUCUGGUAAUGGAUAAAUACCUCGACAGCGUGACUGACUAUGCUGGUUCCAUGUGUGGAGACUCCGUGUCGGACGACGUCGCGGAAGAGAUGCGCUGCUUGUCACUGGAGGCUCCCACAAGCAGCCGUGACAGCAGCAACAUGUUGUCCAACCGGGUCGAACCAUCUCCGUUUCCCUCAUAUGAGACUCCUGAUUCCAUGACGAUUGUUCUUGGUAAUACUCAUCGACUGGUGGAACCGCAGCCUGAUUACGGUUUGGGAAAUAAACAUAUCUGGUCCUUCUAUCUCAGGGCAUCUGGGGAGGAAAUAAUCCAAGAAGUGAAGGUACAUCUGCAUCCGACUUUUGUGCCAUCCGAGCUUCGGUUGACAAGCUCUCCUUACAGAGUUACUCGUAUUGGCUGGGGCAUCUUUAUGAUUCGAGUGACCAUUGUCCUGAAACCAGGGUAUCUGUGGCAAAAUGGAAAUGGUAGAUCAUUGAAGAUUGGGUGGAAACUUGAUUUCAAUGGAUUUGGUAGCUCGGCUUCUCACGAGUAUGCUGUUACCAUUGAGAAAGAUAUGGGUCUGAGUUGA